CCGGCGGUUGGUCCUGAGGGGUGGGAGGGCUCCCCGCGGCGGUUGGUCUGAGGGGCCGGGAGGCUCCCCGCGGCGGUUGGUCCGUGUUGAUCAGGGUUUUCGCGCCCCGGGGCAGCUCGCGCCGGUUGUUCGCCGCCCGCCCGCCUCAUCGCGCGCUCUCUCUUCCCUCCCCCCCCGCCGGACCGCCAUGAGCUCCAGCUACGACCGCGCCAUCACCGUCUUCUCGCCCGACGGCCACCUCUUCCAGGUGGAAUACGCACAGGAGGCGGUGAAGAAAGGCUCGGCGGCGGUUAGUGUGCGAGGAAAAGGAAUUGUGGUCCUUGGAGUGGAAAAGAAAUCUGUAGCCAAACUGCAAGAUGAAAGAACCGUAAGGAAGAUCUGUGUACUGGAUGACAACGUUUGUAUGGCAUUUGCAGGACUCACAGCUGAUGCCCGAAUAGUGAUAAAUAGAGCUCGUGUGGAGUGUCAAAGCCAUAGACUCACUGUAGAGGAUCCAGUCACAGUUGAAUACAUCACACGCUUUAUCGCCAGUUUGAAACAGCGUUACACACAAAGUAAUGGACGCAGACCAUUUGGCAUUUCUGCAUUGAUUGUGGGUUUUGACUUUGAUGGAACACCAAGACUGUACCAGACUGAUCCAUCAGGCACCUACCAUGAAUGGAAGGCCAAUGCCAUAGGAAGAAGUGCAAAGACUGUCAGAGAAUUCUUGGAGAAAAACUACACUGAAGAAGCUACUGCCACAGACAGUGGUAAUAAGCUUGCCAUCAAGGCUUUGUUGGAGGUGAAUUGUGUACAGUCAGGAGGAAAACACAUUGAAUUAGCAGUGAUGAAGCAUGGACAACUCUUAAGGAUCUUAAAUCCUGAGGAAAUUGAGAUGUACGUUUCAGAAAUUGAGAAAGAGCGGGAAGAAGCUGAAAGAAAAAAGGCACCAAAAACCUAAAGAACUU
Molecule: messenger RNA, 947 nt
Organism: Pristis pectinata (smalltooth sawfish)
Lineage: Eukaryota; Metazoa; Chordata; Chondrichthyes; Rhinopristiformes; Pristidae
Product: proteasome subunit alpha type-7-like
Biological process (GO): ubiquitin-dependent protein catabolic process
Cellular component (GO): nucleus; proteasome core complex; proteasome core complex, alpha-subunit complex
Source: RefSeq, a predicted model, not a curated record